This is a messenger RNA of Gregarina niphandrodes, 1800 nucleotides long. Its product is annotated as putative protein phosphatase 2C. Gene Ontology annotation, biological process: protein dephosphorylation. NCBI's taxonomy places the organism in Eukaryota, Apicomplexa, Conoidasida, Eugregarinorida, Gregarinidae. The record is from RefSeq and is a predicted model, not a curated record. The transcript has a single exon. Bases 1 to 1800 code for a protein of 599 amino acids. Gene Ontology annotation, molecular function: cation binding; protein serine/threonine phosphatase activity.
AUGAAAAUUAAGCGCGUUAUCAGUGACAAACUGGCGAGCAAGCGCCGACGAACGACUGUGCAGACUACCAUAUCCCACGCGUCCGCUAUGGGCACCGUUUGCACUAAACCCAAUUCCCAAUCUGCCUCUGCUGCUGCCGCGCCGGUGGCUCAAGAUGCACCAGCACGUUGGACCCCUGAGAAGACGGAUGAUGUGCUUGAGCAAAAGUCACGGAAACGACUCUCGCUCGCACAUGUACCUCGACCCAACACAGAUGAACACAGCAAUGACAGCGAACCGGAAGCUGAACGAGGAGCCGUACUCAAACUGUCCAAUAAAGACAAACGCCAACUCCGACUCAGCGUCUGCGGUUCCACAGCACCUCGCGCCCAAGGGAACUUUGAACAGAAACUGGAACUCCUUCAGGGCAACCUCGACGAGGACCUGGAGUCCUUCGGUAACACCUCCCUCUCCCUCCCCCUCCUCCGUUCGAACACGUGUGCGAACAUGUGUGCGAACUGCCACAUUAUUACUUCCGUUGCAGGCAUUGGUCAUGUAUGUCGCAAGGGAUUGAAACCAGAGUCUCCGAAUCAGGACGACUUCUUCGUGUACAUUCUGGGAGGUGUGAGAAUGUUCGGUGUGUUCGAUGGGCACGGUCCGUUUGGCGACGACAUUAGUCAUUUUGUACAGCAGCGAUUGGGCGUGCACGUAUGGCAUCAUGCCGGGUUUGGAUCUGAUUAUGAGAAUGCGAUGCGUGAAAGUUUUGCAGUGAUGCAAACAGAGAUAGUGGAAGCCUCAGACCGUGGGACAUUUGACGCGAAUUUGUCGGGUUGUACUGGUACAUUGGUGAUUCAUGACCGUGACAAGGAGCUGUUGGUGACGGCACAUGUAGGCGAUUCCCGAGCGGUAUUGGGCCAAGUAGAUCCUCAGACCGGUAGACGUCGCGCACUUGAUCUGACUGAGGACCACAAACCGACGCUUGAGGCCGAGUUUAGAAGAAUUACUGCCGCUGGUGGACAGGUGAAGAAACUCGUCGGAGAUAUCCCACAUCGCGUCUUCCUUAAAGGCCGCCAGGUCCCCGGCUUGGCAAUGUCCAGGGCCUUCGGCGACCUUGUGGCUGUCCAGGCCGGCGUCAUUGCUGAACCUCAGAUCAACACUUACAAGAUUCCACACCCCGGCUCGAGUUCCGGCUCCGCCCUAGGCUCAGCAUCUGGCUCAAGCUCCGGGGCGGGGGAGCAAGCCGCCGCGAACAAACCUGAAGCCGAGCAGCCCCCGCCCGGCGCAGAUGGAGGUCGCCUCCAACAAGGAGAUGGCCCCGGACAGGGAGGCGGCGGCGGGCAGGAAGGUGCACAGAAAAAAGACGACGGAGAGAAACAAAGUGGAGAGAAACAAAGUGGAGAGAAACAAGAAGACGAAGAGAAACAAAGUGGAGAGAAACAAAGUGGAGAGAAACAAAGUGGAGAGAAACAAAGUGGAGAGACAGAGGGACACACGGAGCCGCUGAAGAACCUGGAGGAGUGCGGACCGUUGUUGAUUGUGUGUAGUGACGGCGUGUGGGAGUUUAUUUCGACGGCGGAGGCGGUGGCGAUGGUAUCUGACUUGGGCCCGAAGCAGGUGCAGCAUAGCGCGGAGGUAUUGGCGCGUGAAGCCUGGAAUCGGUGGAUCGACACUGAGGGCGACGUCGUGGAUGAUAUCACGGUCGAGAUCGCCUACCUGAACUUCCCUGAUGCACACGCGAGUGUCACAAGUAACCAAGCUGUCCGUGCAAGCAAUGAUACUGCCCAUCGUAGCAGCACCUUUUCCGAACAAAUAGUUAGCUAG